UUAAAUAAAGUAUUACGAGAGAGAGAGAAAAAACCUGCUCUCAUCCGGAAUUUUAAGGAAGCAGUUCUACGAGAAAAAUCCUAUUCAACCCAGGUUUCCUCAUCGAUUGGAUCUAGGAUAUCCAUUUCCUACUUGACAAGUACUUAUCAUAUAUGAUGUAUAUAGGCGCUCCUAUAGGCUAUAGUUUCUAAAUUAUUCUUCCGAAAGCUUUUGCUUUUCUUCGUGGGUGUUCUCUACCUUCAACUUUUUCGCUAGUUUUGAUCUGUUUCUACUUAUCCUCUAUCUGCUGGGAACUGAUUAUCCACAGCUGCAGAUUUUGAGAAUUGGGUUUGCUUCAGGUUUUUUCAAAAGAGGUUAACUAUUAGAGAAGGUGAUCGAGUAGACCUUUGAAUUGUUAUACACAGACAAGGAUGGAAUUGGUUCAUCCGUCUUUUCGAAUGUUUCUGGAGCAUAUAUGCAAAAUCUGCAAACUUGGAUUGAUGUUGUUACUCAUCAUCUUUGUUAGAAUGAUUCCUGAGGAGAGGAAGAUUAAAUGCGCUAAACUUCUCAGAAGAAUUUUUGAAGUUCUUUUUACACACUACCGCUUGUCAAGAAUGACGUUAUUUCACAUUCUAAAUUUUAUUGAACGCAAGCUCACUAUUUCCAUUAGAAGGGUGCGAGAGUACACACAAAAAUAUCAUUCUGAAUGCGAAGAAGAUACCAGCAGGUGGUCCAAUGAACUCCCAGAAGAUAUCAUGCAAAAUGUUCUACAACGGUUAUGCCUAUCAGAUUUCUUUCGGUGCUGUGCAGUAUGCGUUUCAUGGCAAGCCAAUGUUGAUAUGGCAAUUUCCAGCAAGUCUUUUCGUCCUAUUCCCGAACUUCCGUGGCUUAUGCUCUGUUCUCAUCCCUUCUCCACGAAAGAUAAUUGCUUUCUGAGUCUAACUGAUGACCAGAAAUUUAUUUGCAAGUCAGCUCCUACAUAUACUAUGAAGAGGGGGGAUUGUGUUGGGUCAAUAGAUGGGUGGUUGAUCAUGGCUGAUAGUGUUUUAUGGCGUCCUGAGGGUUUUAUGAAACCCUGGUCAUUCUACUUGUAUAAUCAUCAGAGCAGUACUUUUAGUAUCAACUUUUUCUUCUUAAAUCCAUUAUCAGGUGCUCGAGUGAUGCUCCCAUCAUCAAAAUCCACCCUUCCAUGUCACUGCAGCAAUGGACCUGGCUUCUCCAUUGUAAAAGUAGCUGCGUCAUCAGUACCAACAAGCCAGGACUGUUAUGUCGUUAGCCUUUGCAUAAGUGGUCAUUUGGCUUUCGGUAGGCCCAACGAUAAAUCAUGGACUCUCAUUGAUCAGGCAGAAGCUAGAGGGCUUAUUUUUUGUGAUAUAGAAAUAAUUGAUGGGAAAAUAUAUGCUGCAACUACGGAGGCAUCCAAGUUUUUAAUGGUAUUUGAUGUUCAAUAUGGCAAUGGCCCUCCUAGCUGUAGGGCUGAAAGGCUGGUCAUGCUUGAGCCCAGUCCAGUUCCUAACAUGUUUCGUGAUAUUAGGAGAACAAAUGGAGUUGAAUCCCAUACAAACUUCGAAGUCAUUUCCCUAGCAAAAAAUUCUGCAUCAGAGGAGUUGUUUAUGAUAUUCUGCAGGGCUAACUUUGUUCUUGAGGUGGGUCAAUUUCCUUGGCAUGUAAUCUUUGGUGGUGAUUUUGUCAGUCCACCACAGAUUCAAGCAUUUCAAGUGUUCAAGAUGGAGUGGAAGAUUAAUGGUCCUCAGUGGGUAGAGGUUCUUGACCUCGGUGACGAGAUAUUAUUUGUGUCUCUGGGUGGUAACAAAAUGAUUUCUACCAGCAAUUGCCUUAAUUAUAAUGGUCUCAGUGAUAAAACAUUUCAAAGAAACUGCAUCUAUUUUGCUUACCAUACUCCUUGUUUAACAUUACCAUUGGAAGGGCGGAGUUUUGGGGUGUUUUCUUUGACAAAUAGGAGCAUCAAACGUGUCACUUUUGCAGAGGAACAUUCCUUUACCCAAUUAUAUUCUCGACCUGUCUGGUUCACACCAAAUCCUUGGUAGCUUAGUUCACUCAGUUUUUAUAGUAUCUUUAUGGGACGUCCUUGGGGGCUGUUGGUGUUGAUUUUAACUGAUUUUAAGACAGUAAGGUUGGCUGCCUUGUAUUAUAUGACUUUAGUUGGAUACAUUCAAUCAUACUUUGCUCAUACUUCCAUUCAUACCCAGUAUUCUUUAAUGCUAAUACAUGAUUUGUUUGGACUGGACCCAGUUUAUUUUGGCUGGUGCAUGGUUUUAUUUAUUUAUAGUUAUUUUACUUUAUUUUAUUGUGCUUCUACGAAUUCUUCUUUUUCUUUCUCACUUGAUGAUGGACUGAAUUGUAGUCUGAAAAAGUGGACAAAACUCUAAUGGGAGUUUAUGAAGCUGGUAGGUUAUAAAGCACAAGCAUGUGUUUCGCACUUCUGUAGAUGAUUUCUCUUUUGUUCUCCAUGAAAAAAGUUGGAAAAUCUCAGCAGUGCCUACCGUUCAAACAAUAUCAAUCACUUUGCAGGCAUUUCCCAAGAAAAAGUUACUUGGGUCAUGUGCUCUGCUAGACCUGUGGGAAUUCAAAUUUCAAACAUCUGUUAAUCCCAGCUUCUGAUUUCCAACAGAGUUCAUGAAUCUUUCUUUAGCGUUGCUCCACCAUGAGAAGAUCAGCAGAACAUUUUUAGUUACAAUAGCAUCUCGACAUCAUGCUAAUCCAUCAUUGACGCUUCGCUCACAUUCAACAGAUGAAAAAAUCACACUUUAAAGAAAAGCAGUAGAAGUAGUUGUGUCCGCUGAGUGUUGAAAGUCAAGAAAUGGAGUAUUGGAGAGAAGAUCAACUGGCUCUGUAUCAUUAAGAAUGGAUGCAAUGUUUGGAAAAUUUGAACAUGAAGGAAUUUGAUGGUAAAAGAUUUUGAAUCUUUGAAGCAUUUGUGUUGAUGCUACUUGGAGAAAGUUAUGUCUGCCCAUAUGUUGGGGAAAAAAUUGCUUACAAUUCCAAGUUGAACAAGCGAUAAUUUCGACCUGAGUUUCUACCCAGAUCAGAAGUUCAAGUUUCCGCAGGGAUCCGAGGUAGGCCCUUGAGUUGGUUGGUUGAUUGAUUUAGUGUUGAAACAAUUUCCUGUACAGUUUACAUCAAUGUACACAAAUAUUUUUUCUUCUUAUAUUCAUUUUGAAAAAUGUAAAGCGGAACUUUGGACACAGAAUCUCGAACACGGAAGCCUGAAUAAGGAAUUUGGAACCUUAUGAAUAGGUUUUCUUUUGAAUUUCGGUCUCGAGUUUGAUUAUAGACUCAAACUUGGAACCCAGACAAUAUAAUUGUUUUAGACUCAAAUU
Rosa chinensis is the source of this 3320-nucleotide messenger RNA. Its product is annotated as putative F-box protein At5g66830. The transcript has 4 exons. NCBI's taxonomy places the organism in Eukaryota, Viridiplantae, Streptophyta, Magnoliopsida, Rosales, Rosaceae. The coding region runs from base 411 to 2027 and encodes 538 amino acids. The record is from RefSeq and is a predicted model, not a curated record. Gene Ontology annotation, molecular function: protein binding.